Molecule: messenger RNA, 3862 nt
Organism: Juglans regia (Persian walnut)
Lineage: Eukaryota; Viridiplantae; Streptophyta; Magnoliopsida; Fagales; Juglandaceae
Exons: 24
Coding region: 256-3594 (1112 amino acids)
Biological process (GO): regulation of exocytosis
Cellular component (GO): cytoplasm; plasma membrane
Molecular function (GO): myosin II binding; syntaxin binding; GTPase activator activity
Source: RefSeq, a predicted model, not a curated record
CAAGUCCUUGGACAAGGGACACUUACCUUUUGUGGGUCCUCACUUUUCUCCGACCCUCAACACCCUGCAAAGGCUUCACCCAACGGUCAACUAAAGCACCGGACCCCUCGUCCUCGUAUCACCGUCAAUCAGGCGCUUAUUCCCCAUAAAGAUCCAGUCCAACACACAACAUCAUCGUUGUCCGUACAAAUACGUCAAGAACUAUUUGUAGCAGCAGAGGAAAAAACAGCCCCGUCUUCGAAUUUGGCCACCACGAUGUUUGCUAAGUUAUUUCCAGAGGGCACUGCUGAACACCAUUAUCCUCAGAGAAGUUUGACACCGGCGGACUUGGAUCCACGUGUAACACUUCACUAUGGGAUCCCUUCUACUGCAUCCAUCCUUGCUUUCGACCCAACUCAAAGCCUAUUGGCCAUAGGAACUCUGGAUGGCAGGAUAAAAGUGAUUGGUGGUGAUAACAUUGAAGCGCUUCUUACAUCUCCUAGGCAAUUGCCCUUUAAACACUUGCAGUUCUUACAAAAUCAAGGUUUUCUAGCCAGUAUCUCAAAUGAAAACGAAAUUCAGGUCUGGGAUUUAGAACACAGGCAAAUAGCUUCUACUCUACAGUGGGAGUCCAAUAUAACUGCUUUCUCUGUCAUUGAUGGCACCGCUUACAUGUAUAUAGGAUGUGAGUAUGGGAUGAUAUCUGUGCUAAAGUAUGAUGCUGAAGGCAGAAACAUUACACAAUUACCAUAUUGUGUUUCCACGAAUAUCAUAGCUGAAGCAGCUGGGCUGUCAUUGGAAGAUCAUCUUCCUAUUGCAGGAGUUCUCCACCAACCUUGUUCUCCGGGAAAUAGAUUGCUGAUUGCAUAUCAGAAUGGGGUGAUGGUGCUAUGGGAUGCUUCUGAAGAUUGCACUGUUCUUAUUAGAGGCUAUGAAGACCUCCUAUUGAAGGAUAAAACCGUGGUUCAUUGUCCAAAAGACACAAGACAAGAGCAGUCUGAUGAUGUAUCAGAUGACAGAGAAAUGGACAAAGAGAUAAGCUCUCUUUGUUGGGCAUCUAAUAAUGGGUCAGUUCUUGCAGUUGGCUAUGUAGAUGGUGAUAUAAUGUUUUGGAACCUACAAAAUACUGCCGCUGCCACAGAUCAGAAAGCUGAAAAAUCAUUUAACAAUGUUGUUAAGUUACAAUUAUCAUCAGCUAGCAGAAGACUCCCAGUCAUUGUUUUACAUUGGGCUAUGAAUAGAUCUGCUAAUGAUUGUGAAGGCCAACUUUUUGUCUAUGGCGGUGAUGAAGUUGGAUCAGAAGAAGUUUUGACGAUUUUGAGCCUAGACUGGUCUUCUGGGAUUGAAAGUAUGCAAUGCAUUGGACGUGUAGACCUUACACUUGAUGGAUUUGCGGAUAUGGUUCUAUUACCAAGUUCUGGUAGAACGGAGAAUGGUACCAUGUCUCUAGCUGUAUUGACAAGUCCUGGAAAACUGCAUAUCUAUGACAAUAAUUGCUUGUCUGCCUUAAUUUCUCAAAAAGAGAAAAAGGCUUCUGCAGUUGCAUUGCAGUAUCAUAUGAUCAUACCCACUCUUGAUCCAUACAUGACUGUGGCGAAGCUUGGAUUGGUUUCUAGAGAUGGGAAGUUCUCAAAGGCUCUGUCUGAGGCUGCCUCAGCUGCAAAAAUUUAUGCGGCACAUACUCCAGAUAUGGGAGGUACAAAGUGGCCUCUAACUGGUGGUGUUCCCAGUCAGCUUCUUGACUCUGAAGAUUGUUACAUUGAGAGAUUAUACAUAGCUGGUUACAAAGAUGGAUCUGUUCGAGUAUGGGAUGCCACAUAUCCUGUCCUGUCACUUAUUUAUCUUUUAGGAUCUGAGGUGAAUGGCAUCAAUAUUGCUGGUACAAGUGCAUCAAUAUCAGCAUUGGAUUUCUGCUCUAAAACUUUAAGUCUUGCCAUUGGCAAUGAAUGUGGUCUGGUUCUCCUUUACAAGCUAAUGCAUAGUUCGGAUGAUACGAUUUUGCACUUCGUGACAGAAACUGAAAAUGAAGUUUAUAACUUGCACCAAGGGGAAGGGCCUCACUGCUCAGCUGUAUUUUCCCUCAUCAAUUCUCGUAUAUGCACCCUGCAAUUUGCAAAUUUUGGAUCACGACUUGCCGUAGGAUUUGAAUGUGGCAGGGUUGCAAUGCUUGAUAUCAGUACACAGUCAGUUUUGUUUGUUACAGAGUGUGUAACCAACUCAAGUGCCCCUGUCAUUUCUCUUGCUGUGAAAACGUUUUCAGAUACAAAUGUAAUAAACAGUCCAGAGGACUCUGAAUCCAAAACUUCAAAAAAUCUUGGACAGGAGCUAGUGUUUGUAAUGACCAGCAAUGCGCACAUCAUUGUCAUGGAUAGUGAGACAGGCAAUAUGGUUAGCAGUUGGUCAAUGAACCCAGAAAAGGAUUCAGCUGCAAUUUCUAUGUACAUGAUAGACGGGAGCAAUUUCAUCCCUGAUGUGUCCAAUAAAAAGCAUUCAUUGAACUUACAUCCAAAAAGUGAAGAUAAAGGUGAAUCUGCACAAAGUAAUUUGCAGUCUGGAAGUACACCACAUGAAGUUCAACUUGAAACCUCGAGCGAAAUUGCGUGUUUUGGGUUGCAAUCAAUGAGCUUAUUCUUUUUACUUUGUUGUGAAGAUGCAUUGCUAUUAUACCCUUUGAAGUCUAUGACCAAGGGUGACAGAGAGCCAAUUGGGAAGGUGAGUCUUGUAAAGCCAUGUUGUUGGACUACAACCUUUAAGAAAGAUGAGAAAGAGUGUGGACUGGUUGUUCUCUAUCAGAGUGGAGUCAUUGAGAUCAGGUCUUUGCCAACUCUUGAAGUAUUGAGAGAAACAAGUUUAAUGUCAAUCCUAAGGUGGAACUUCAAGACUAACAUGGAGAAGACAAUGUUUUCUUCCCAUAACGGGCAAAUUAUUCUGGUCAAUGGGUGCGAACUUGCUGCAGUAUCUAUAUUGGCCAAUGAAAAUGACUUCAGGAUUCCGGAGUCCUUGCCUAGUCUUCAUGAUAAAGUCCUUCAAGCUGCUGUAGAUGCUUCCAUCAUCACCUCUCCAAAUCAGAAGAACAGACAGGAUGUUGCCCCUGGAUUGUUAGGUGGUGUGAUUAAGACCUUUAAAGCGAUUAGAGAGGCGCACAAUGCAGAUCUUACUGUGGCUCAUAAGAAUAAUUUUUCACAUUUAGAAAGCUUAUUUUCAACUCCCCCUUUCUUAAAGCCUCCCGCAGCAUUAGCAAAUGACCAAGACAUUGUGGAGCUCAACAUUGACAAUAUCCAAAUUGAUGAACCCAUGGCAGUCUCUUCUUCCUUUCAGAAGAGCAAUAAUGAUGGGAGAGUUAAGGGCACGGAGAGAGAGAGAUUAUUCGAGGGUGCAUCUACUGAGACAACUCCAAGACUGAGGACAGCAGAAGAAAUUAAGGCAAAAUACAGAAAGGCAGGGGAUGCCUCUUCAGCAGCUGCACAAGCAAGGGACAAGCUUGUAGAGCGGAAAGAAAAGCUUGAGAGGCUCAGUCAGAGAACUGAAGAGCUGAAAAGUGGGGCUGAGAACUUUGCUUCAAUGGCAAGUGAACUCGCAAAGACGAUGGAACGUCGUAAAUGGUGGAACAUAUGACAUGUUGGCAUCAAUUUAUAAUAGCCCGAUUGACCUGGUUUGGAGUGGCUUUGUUCUUAUUAAAGCAUUUUCAGAGGUAGCCAGCACAAUUUAGUAGAGGAUUCUACGAGAAAUUUGGAGCAAGCAUUCACACCAAAUUCUCAUGUUAAUAUUUAUUAUUAGGUAAUUACUGAUUCCGGCCCUGGUUGUGUAAAAAGGUAAUUCAUUUUCUAAAUUCAGCGGAAAAUAAAAAUCCAUUUUGAUUUCUUUUUUAACACUUCUGUAUAUA